This is a messenger RNA of Cryptomeria japonica (Japanese cedar), 825 nucleotides long. Its product is annotated as transcription factor TT2-like. The record is from RefSeq and is a predicted model, not a curated record. NCBI's taxonomy places the organism in Eukaryota, Viridiplantae, Streptophyta, Pinopsida, Cupressales, Cupressaceae. The coding region runs from base 1 to 825 and encodes 274 amino acids. The transcript has 3 exons.
AUGGUAAGGAAACCAUGCAGCUCUGAUUUAAGGCCAGGCUUGAAUAAAGGAGCUUGGACUCCUCAUGAAGAUCUGCUCCUCAAAAACUAUGUGCAAACUCAUGGAGAAGGGAAUUGGAGCAAUUUGCCUCACAAAACAGGUCUUCUGAGAUGUGGAAGGAGUUGCAGGCUACGUUGGAUGAACUAUCUUCGACCAGAUGUGAAUCAUGAUAACAUUUCUGCAGAUGAAGAGGAACUCAUUAUCAGACUUCACAAGCUUCUUGGUAACAGGUGGUCGUUGAUAGCAGCUCGCAUAGCUGGCAGAACAGAUAACCAGAUAAAAAAUGUAUGGUAUUCACGUUUAAGCAAGAAGGUUGCCAAAACAGCAACCCAGCGUUGUAAUGUAGUAAAACCAGUGCCAUACAAAUAUAAAACAUAUCCCCGGAAUGAAGAUAAUAUUGUGACUGCUAAUCCUGAAGUAAUGUGUGAGCAAAUCAUGGAUGAAGAUGGCAAUCACCUUCCAUUUGAGGCAACAAAGAAGAGUGGAAAUGGUGAAGAAGUGAUGAAGCAAAUUGGUGAUAGUGCUGAUAUUGAAUUAAUCAUAAACCAUCCAGUCUGGCUUUCCCCACCACCAAAAGCUCCAUCUCUCAUAGAAAUGCAAAACACCUUUGGCAAUUCAGACAAUAUUGGAGACAUCAUAAGCCAAAGCUUUUGUUGGGCAUCUUCAUCUCUGUCUCCACUGCAUUUUAAUGGUGUUCCUACUUCUUCAGAGCAUUUGCAGGGUACUGAGGAUGCCCAAAUGAGGUUUAAUGGCACUGGCAAACAAAUUGUCAAAAGUUAUGAUUGA